This is a messenger RNA of Colletotrichum paranaense, 576 nucleotides long. RefSeq lists its product as uncharacterized. NCBI's taxonomy places the organism in Eukaryota, Fungi, Ascomycota, Sordariomycetes, Glomerellales, Glomerellaceae. The transcript is spliced from 2 exons. The coding region runs from base 1 to 576 and encodes 191 amino acids. The record is from RefSeq and is a predicted model, not a curated record.
AUGAUGUUUGUCGUUGGCUAUGGAAGCGCUGGUGGUGGUUCAGUGUCGCAUUCUCUUGGAGACAGCCCCCAAAGACGACCAAGGACGGAAAACAUUGCAGACAGCAAGCCCAGAUAUGUGCAUCGCCAACAAGCUGCCCACUCGCAUCUACGUCCCGGGUCUUCCAGCGACGAGCCGCCGCUCUGCAUGCUUGCUUCCCAGCAUGUUUUCCUUCGAGCUGCCACUCCUGUUGGCUGCUUGUCGUUGACUUGCAGCUCACGCCUUCAUCUUAUUGGUGGCCUUCGACAUUCUCACCACACGAUGCCCACUCUGGACGGUCGUCAGCUGCUUCGUUUCUAUUCGCUCCUCGAGUCUGAGACCAGUCGCGCCCAGCAUACUCGCAGCAGUGGCGGUGAUCGAGAGCAACCAGACAAAGUGCCAUUUCUCAAAUACCCCUCCACCUUGGUCUUCCUCCAUGGUGCUAUCGUGGCUUACCAGAGGCUGGGACUGCAUUUUACACACUUCCUAUUGGGAGAAUAUCACCCCUCGUUUCUCCUAUUAUGGGCAAGCCCGUUGUCCAGAGUGCUGACACUCUGA